Molecule: messenger RNA, 1693 nt
Organism: Arabidopsis lyrata subsp. lyrata
Lineage: Eukaryota; Viridiplantae; Streptophyta; Magnoliopsida; Brassicales; Brassicaceae
Product: protease Do-like 4, mitochondrial
Exons: 8
Coding region: 52-1659 (535 amino acids)
Biological process (GO): proteolysis
Molecular function (GO): protein binding; serine-type endopeptidase activity
Source: RefSeq, a predicted model, not a curated record
UUAAAAUCUUAAAAAGAUACGUUAAAUCUAGAGGAAAAGCUAGUAGUGUAAAUGAUAUAUUUAUGUAUCGUUAAUACAAGUAAAAACAUCCUACUUAACAUGUUGUUCCGGUCUGUUCAUAUUGUGGCUAGGUUCAGCAACUCCACGAGCACUUCGGUUGCUCGAUUUUUCUAUUCUCCUUCCCUUCUUCGUCGUGGUUGGUCUUUUAGAGCUUCUUUUAUAUCUCGUUGUUGUUCUUCUGUGUGCGUUCGGUCUGAUAUUGAUGUGGCUCGAGACUCGGUGGUGAAGAUCUUUUCCUUUUCUAGAGAGCCAAAUGUUGUUCAACCUUGGCAAACAACUGAGAAAGAAUACUCAAGCUCUGGAUUUGUAAUAUCCGGAAGGAGGAUUCUUACAAACUCUCAUGUUGCGGGUGAUCACCCAUACGUGCAAGUGAGAAAGCAUGGUUCAUCCACUAAGUACAAAGCAGAAGUUAAAGCGCAUGGAUAUGGAUGUGACUUAGCUAUUUUAAGCAUUAAUAGUGAAGAGUUUUGGGAGGAUAUGAAUCCUUUGGAGCUCGGAGACAUACCUUUUAUUGGUGAAACUGUCUACGCUUUAGGUUAUCCUCGUGGUGGUGAUAGCAUAUCGGUCACAAAAGGUAUUGUAACGAGAGUUGAACCUCAAACGUAUUCUCACAGCUCCAUUGGAAUAUUAACGAUACAAACAGAUGCGGCUAUUAACGAUGGAAAUAAUGGUGGUCCGGUGGUCAUGGACAACAAAGUUGCUGGUGUGGUAUAUGAAAAUCUUUUUUGUGGUUUUGUGUGCAGCUAUAUAAUACCAACUCCAAUAAUUAAGCAUUUUUUAACUGCUGUUGAAGAAACCGGUCAAUACAUUGGUUUAUGUUCUCUGGAUAUAUCAUAUCAAUCUAUGGAGAAUGAUUAUAUACGUAAACACUUCAAAAUGAGUACUGAAAUGACAGGAGUUCUUAUAAACGAAAUAAAUCUGCUGUCAAGUGCUCAAGGAAUUCUGAAAAAAGAUGAUGUCAUUCUAGCAAUUGAUGGUGUUCCUAUUGGAAAUGAUGAGACAAUUCCUUUUCGGAAAAAAGAAAGGAUCAAUUUCGAACAUUUGGUUACUAUAAAGAAAUCAGGUGAAACAGUCUUACUUAAAGUCUUAAGAAAGGGAAAAGAACACGAGUUCAAUAUCAUUGUAAGACAUGAUCAGCCGCUGGUUCCGGACCGACAUCUUCCAAGUUAUUACAUACUUGCGGGUUUUGUCUUUGUGCCUCUCACUAAGCCAUACAUUAGUAAAUCUUGUAAAAUAUGUGAAUGUUCAUCAAACAGAAAGGCCAAAAAGGCUGGUGAACAGAUUGUUAUAAUUUCACAGGUCUUAUUGAAUGACAUAACCACAGGAUAUCGUGAUUUCAAAGAUUUGCAGGUGAAGAAUGUGAACGGAGUGGAAGUGUUGAAUCUCAGACACCUAAGUGAGCUCAUUGAGAAGUGUUGUGAAGAAGAUUUGAGGUUGGAUUUAGAAAACGGACGAGUUAUUUCCUUGAACUAUACAUCUGCAAAAGAAGCUACUUCUUGGAUCUUGGAACAUCACGGAAUACCAUCGGCCAUGUCCAAGGAUCUUAAGAUAGAAUCCAGUCAAUUAGGUUCCUCAGAAGCUGCUUUGACAACCCAAUAAUCACUCUUAUAUAUCGCUAAUGAGAUCGAAUUUU